Messenger RNA from Microcebus murinus (gray mouse lemur), 435 nucleotides. The record is from RefSeq and is a predicted model, not a curated record. Lineage: Eukaryota; Metazoa; Chordata; Mammalia; Primates; Cheirogaleidae.
CCGUUUAUACCCCGGCCCGCCGGCAGGUGUCUGUCGCCAGACCCGGGGCCAUGCCCGCCGACCUCAGCGGCACCUGGAACCUGCUCUGCAGCGACAACUUCGAGGGCUACAUGCUGGCCCUAGGUAUCGACUUUGCCACUCGUAAGAUAGCCAAGAUGCUGAAGCCACAGAAAGUAAUCGAGCAGAAUGGCGAUUCUUUUACCAUCCACACGUGUAGCAGCCUAAGGAACUACCUUGUUAAAUUUAAAGUUGGAGAAGAAUUUGAUGAAGAUAACAAAGGCCUGGAUAACAGGAAAUGUAAGAGCUUGGUCGUCUGGGAUAAUGACAGACUCACCUGUGUCCAGAAGGGGGAGAAGCAGAGACAGAGGCUGGACCCACUGGAUCGAAGGGGACAAGCUCCACCUGGUAUAUGCCAAAUUUUUUCUUUUUUUUAAU